This is a messenger RNA of Bicyclus anynana (squinting bush brown), 935 nucleotides long. RefSeq lists its product as uncharacterized. The coding region runs from base 67 to 813 and encodes 248 amino acids. The transcript is spliced from 3 exons. The record is from RefSeq and is a predicted model, not a curated record. Lineage: Eukaryota; Metazoa; Arthropoda; Insecta; Lepidoptera; Nymphalidae.
CAUAGCUUGACAUCUCUCGAUGUCAGAAAAUUAAAACGGCUCGCGAAAGAAAUUAAUAUAGUAAAAAUGAAACUCGCUCUGAUCGGUCUUUUCGUACUCGCGACCCUCGCAAGGGCCGAGGAUGACAACACAAUGGAAACGGCGAUCAACUUCAUAAAGGAUUGCAGGGGAGACUACAUCUUAUGUGUUAAGGAAAAGUUAUUGAGGAUCGUCGACAAUUUAAGAGCAACAAGAAGUAUUUCGAUCGCUGAAGGCGUUGUACUCAAGGGAGAACCAGACGUGAGGUCUGGUAAGAAGCUGGACUCUCUCCCCGUGGACCCCACAGCAAGAGAUGCCGAGGUCAACUACCGCCUCAUGGAUGGGGUCGUCAGUUUGUUUGAAACCCAUGCGCUUGAGGUCAAGAUGAACGAUGCUGAUAAGGCGGAAAUGCAACGAUCACUUGAAGAAGGUCGUGGUAAGAAAAAGGGAGGAAGCGGCAUCGGAGGUAUUAUCGGAUUGAUCGGCGCCAAAGUUCUUCUCGGAAAACUAUUCAUUGUGAAACUCAUCGCUUUGAAGGCGUUAGCGACAGCCAAAAUAGCGUUAGUCCUAGCUGCAGUCCUCUUCGUUGCAUGGUGUCUGAAAGGAGAGCAUACCAAGACCACAUAUGAGGUGGUGCCUCAUCCAGCCCAUCACGAAACCCAUCACGCUGCCCAUGUGGAGCACCUAUCCCAUGAUCUAGGAGGUCAUGGUGGAUACAACUACGGUUCUGACUGGAACAAGAACAUUGACGAUGCUCAGAAUUUAGCAUACAGUGCGUACUCUCCCCACAAAUGAAUUAUGACAUACCAAACUAGCUAGAUGAACGUGGUAACCAUUGUACAAAGACUUAAAUGUAUUAUUUAUUUAUUUAACUUAUUUUAAUUUAUUACGUAACCAAUAAAGUAUUUUUGUAUAUG